AUAUUACUCUCGCGAGAUUCUGCUUAGCUGCGUUCUGACCCAGUGCCACGUCUGAUACACUGCUACGUGUAGCAUCAUCUCACUCUGAGGGGAUUAUAGCAGAUUUGAAGCAGGAUACGAAAUAACUCAACCGAGGAGGUCUUCCGAAUUCAGGGAUAAAGAACAUGGCCUGUGUUCGUCUGCUGGCACUGACACUGGCCACGUCUGUGUUCCUGCUGUUGGUCUGCCGUCCCGCUGUCGCUCACAGCCAUUCCCACGGUGACCACGGCCACGGUCACCAUCACCACGGUCACCACCAUGGUCACCAUCAUGGACAUUCUCAUGGUGAUGAUGACCACCACGGUCACUCUCACGGCUCUCAGGUGAAGAUGUUUCAUGGAGCCAGCAAGUGGAGCGCUGAGGCCAACCAGCCUGGGGGGGAGCACGACCACGGACACGGACACGACCACGGACAUGACCACGGACAUGACCACGGACAGGAGCAUGACCACGACCACGGACAUGACCACGGACAUGACCACGGACACGACCACGGACAGGAGCAUGACCACGCCCACUCUCAUGACCACGGGCAUGACCACGCCCACUCUCAUGACCACGGACACGCCCACUCACAUGAGGAAGUUGUUCGAGUGCAUAAGGAGAGUGUGAGCUCACAUGGAGGGGAGAGGGUGAGGAGGGAGUCAGAGGGAGAGAAGAAGGACACAGUGGAGCUCUGGAUGCAGGCUGUCGGAGCUACGCUGCUGAUCAGUGCAGCUCCUUUCCUGAUCCUGUUCCUGAUCCCGGUCCAGUCCAACAGCGACCAGCACCAGAACCUGCUCAAAGUGCUGCUCAGCUUUGCCUCCGGUGGACUGCUGGGAGAUGCCUUCCUCCAUCUGAUUCCACACGCCUUAGAACCUCACUCUCAUCACGAGGGAGAAGAUCACGGACACUCCCACAGCAGCGAAGAGUCACAUGACCACGGCCACUCCCACGGGGCCGCCCACGGUCACAUGAUGUCCGUGGGUCUGUGGGUUCUCUGCGGCAUCAUCGCCUUCCUGGUGGUGGAGAAGUUUGUGCGUCUGUUGAAGGGAGGCCACGGUCACGGCCACUCACACGCUGCUUCUAAAGAAAAGCAGAGUGAUGGAGAGGAGGAAGAGGAGGAGGAGGAGACAAAGAAGGAGGAGAGGCGGAGUAAAGACAAGAAGAAACCAAAAAAAGAAGAGAAUACGGACAUCAAGGUGUCGGGUUACCUCAACUUGGCCGCAGACUUCACUCACAAUUUCACCGACGGUCUGGCUAUCGGCGCUUCGUUCCUGGUUGGCCCUGCAGUGGGCGCCGUCACCACUCUCACCAUCCUGCUGCACGAGGUCCCGCACGAGAUCGGAGACUUUGCCAUCCUCGUCCAAUCAGGCUGCACCAAGAGGAAGGCCAUGUGUCUGCAGCUGCUCACUGCCCUCGGAGCUCUGGCUGGAACCACUUGCUCCUUAUUGGCUGAAGGCGUCGGAGCUGCAGCCACGGCCUGGAUACUGCCCUUCACGGCCGGCGGCUUUGUGUACAUCGCCACGGUGACGGUGCUCCCAGAGCUGCUGGCCGGUCGCUCCAGUUUCGGCCAAUCGUUGCUGGAGAUCCUGGCCCUGCUCUUCGGCGUGGGAAUGAUGGUCCUGAUCGCAGAGUACGAGUGAGACGCAGCGGAGAGAGAGAGGGAGAGAGAGAGAGGGGGGGGGGGGGUCAAAGGUUAAAAAGAACUGAGGGGUUCAGUGGAAAUGUUUGUCUUUUUUUCUGUAGUUUGGACAGACUGCGACACCUGACAACUGUUUCUGUGUGGGUCACAUCCCGGGCGUGGGCCGGGAACUUUUUUUUUUUUUUAAUUUUUAAUUUUCUACCGUGCGAUAAAGAAUCAAGUGUCUGGGUUUGAACUGAAAACUGAGCUGGAAGAAAAUCAAAACAGAUGACUGUGCAGCGGUCUGGGCUGAGAGCGCCACCAUCAGGCUCACUGCUGUCACAACAACAACAGGCGAUCAGACGGACAGGUUCCUCCGUCCAAAUGUGGAAGAAAAUCCAAUCGGAUAAUCCAGGAUUACUAGUCUGGGUUUUAAUCUGGUUCAGAGAGUUGAUCCACGUUGUCAACAUUCCGGUCGCUGCAGCUGAACACCGAGGUGUAGUCCUGAGGACACGCAGCAGGAUUUAUUUUUUUUACCCACAAUCCCCAGUUGUUGAGAGUCUGCUGUCGUCAGUUGGUCCAAACGUGUGUCAGGAGUCGCAGUGAACCCAUGAUUGAGCCACCUGUAAACAAGACAGGAAGUGAGUCAGGAGACGACAGGAAGUACCAGUGUCUGUAGUGAAGGUCAGAGGUCAGACGGCGUCAGUGUGUUCUGAUCAAACAGUGAUUAAAAGUCUAAAUGUUGGUUGAUAAUAAAUAAAGAGUGAACAGUUCCAGUCCCUGCUCCACUUCACCUGGUCCUCACCACCUGGACCAUGUGACAUCUUUCAUGUGUCUGUGUUUCCGUGCGGUCCAGUACCAGUCUGUACACUUUUAUCAGUGACUUUCUUUUUUUAUUUUCAAUUUUAAAAUCCGAGUCUUUUCUCUGAUUGGUCCAGAGGUUUUUGUUUUGAUUUUCUCACCAGUUAACUUCAACCCUGCUCUGUGUGUGUGUGUGUGUGUGUGUGUGUGAGAACCAUGAAUGUUUAUUUGCUCACAUUCCUCAAAUAAAGACUGUGAUGUGGUGAAUGCUACAACAA
Molecule: messenger RNA, 2721 nt
Organism: Cynoglossus semilaevis (tongue sole)
Lineage: Eukaryota; Metazoa; Chordata; Actinopteri; Pleuronectiformes; Cynoglossidae
Gene: slc39a7
Product: solute carrier family 39 member 7
Exons: 8
Coding region: 165-1664 (499 amino acids)
Biological process (GO): intracellular zinc ion homeostasis; zinc ion transmembrane transport
Cellular component (GO): membrane
Molecular function (GO): zinc ion transmembrane transporter activity
Source: RefSeq, a predicted model, not a curated record